Triplophysa dalaica is the source of this 2748-nucleotide messenger RNA. Its product is annotated as putative ferric-chelate reductase 1. Lineage: Eukaryota; Metazoa; Chordata; Actinopteri; Cypriniformes; Nemacheilidae. The coding region runs from base 164 to 1819 and encodes 551 amino acids. The transcript is spliced from 15 exons. Gene Ontology annotation, molecular function: oxidoreductase activity, acting on metal ions. The record is from RefSeq and is a predicted model, not a curated record.
CAUAACGGACUACGCGCGCAGUCCAAGUCAAACAACCCGACAACAAAUUCACUCACUUUCAUCAAGUUUUACUUGCAAGAGAUUGUUUCGUCGCUCCUUCCUUUUUUUUGCAUCGUAUUUUAUUGAUCUUGCCGUAUAGUUUUGUUACUUCUCCUGCUGUAAGAUGUUGCUGUGUAUCGUGCUCUCCGUAUGUGUUGGGAUCGCGCAGUCGUAUAAAGAUGGACAAGUCAGCGGUGUUUGCGACACAAUGAAACCGAAUCACGCACCAAACACCACUCAAACCAGCGCUCCUCCAUACAACAUCACGACGGACAAGAACAGCUUCAAAGAGGGCGAAGAAAUCACAGUGACACUGAGCACUGAGUCUCUCUAUUUCGAAGGGUUUAUGUUACAAGCACGUAUAGUCGGAACGCAAAGUGCCAUCGGUUCUUUUAAUGUCACAGACAAUAAGACCCAAACCCUCAACUGCAACGGAGCGAAUAGUGCUGUUUCUCACACAUCAGAAUUUAAGAAAACUCUCAUUCAAGCGAAAUGGAAGGCCCCUGCAUCUGGACAGCUUGGCAAUAUACAGUUCUGUGUAACGUUUGUCAAAGGUUUCAAAACCUUUUGGGUGGGUGUGAAGAGCUCUGUGAUAACAUAUAACGGCACGCAGACAGUACCUUCAAGUAAUACCGAGUGUGGGAAAAGCAAAGUCUGUUUCAGUCAACCAAGCAACUGUGACCCGACCAUCGACACUACUUGUUACUUUAUGUCGAUUCAGACGUCGUCUAGCCAAUCAGAAAUGAAGAUGGAAAUUGUCGGCCCGGGUAAAGGAUACGUCGCCAUUGGAUUCUCUGAUGACAGAGAGAUGGGCAAUGAUGACAUCUACAUAUGUGGUCAAGACAACAGCGGCCUUCUCCAAGUGCAACAUGCCUUUUCAAAUGGAAAAAACACUCCAAAUAUUCUGACGCUGGGGAAUGUGUCUGAUAUCAAGACAGCGAUGACGAAUGGAGUUCUAAAUUGCUCAUUUACGUCUCGUAAUCCCAUCAGUACAGGAAGUAGAGCGACAUCUGUUAUGGAAUACUUCCUCAUGAUCGCUUCCGGACCCUCCAGUCAAGGUAGCAUCAAUCGCCACACCAAAACAUUUGUUACCCAAAGCAAAGCUAAUUUACUGAAUCCAACGGUAGUGAGCGCCGCUGAGAAAUAUCCAGCGAUUAUUAAAGCUCAUGGUGCCCUGAUGCUGAUCGCCUGGAUGACCACUGGUAGUGUGGGUAUGCUCAUAGCACGCUAUUUAAAGGCAGCCGGCAAGGGGAAAGGCUGUUGUGGGAAAGAUUUCUGGUUUUUGGCUCAUGUCACUUUGAUGUCCCUCUCGAUUAUUGCCACAGCGAUUGCAUUUAUUCUGGUGUUUUCUUAUGCCAGGGAUUGGACUGGGGGAGCUCAUCCAGUCCUGGGCUGUUUGGUGAUGAUUCUCACUUUAAUUCAGCCUGUGGUCGCUGCUUUACGCUGUGAUCCGCAACACGAAAUGAGAUUUGUCUUCAACUGGGCUCAUUCAUUCAUCGCUCUGGCCAUCAAAGGUCUUGCAGUGGCCGCAAUCUUUACUGGUCUGGCACUGAUCGGAAAAUCUGAGGAUGAGGAAUGGACGCUGAAGGUUAUGGGAGGUUUUGUUGCCUGGGAGGCUCUCAUUUAUGUUCUUCAAGAUUUGCACAAGCGCUCCAAGGAAAAAGAUGCAGAGAUUUGCUCUCUUGGUCCGAUGAGGACUGAAGUUGUUUUGCUUUUCGUGUUUUUAUUGGGAAACCUGGCCUUCUUGGUAGCACUUCUUGUUGGAAUAGGCCAAGCUUAAGACAGUUCAACAUGCCACAAAUGACCUCACUGGAUAUGAAACUUUUAUUUGUCUCCGUUUCAUUGUGUUACUUUAUAUCUGAUAUAUAUUUUAAUCUGAAAAUAUAUCUGAAUUGUGAAGGCACUCAUUUAGUUUAAUUUGUAUAUGCCCUUGUAUUACAUUUUCUUUCAUCUUGUGCUUUCAAGGAAGUAAAUCAGGUUCAUGGUUCUAUCCCCGUAAUAAUUGCACCGCAAAGAAGCAUAUUGAAGUGAAGAACAAUAGUCAGCAAAAAUAAUUUCCCCUUAAUUUGAUUCCGUUUAAAAUAAAUAAGUAUAACUAAAUUAGCAAGCAGUUAAGUAAUAACUAAUAAUUGUAUUUAUGUAAUAAUUAAAAGAAUAAUACUUUUUUUAAAUCCUUAUUUAUGUGAUGGGUGCUUUAUGUGGACUUAAAUAGAUGCAAUCAUUUUUCUACUGUACAAACUGUAUAUUCGAGUCCCUAACACUACCUCAAAACUUAACCAUCACAGAAAACAUUAAUUUAGUAUGAUUUAAACAAUGUUUUCCUCACGGGUCAAAAAAAUGUCUUUACAAGGUCAAGCAAUUACUGGGAUUACUAUCUUUGUGUUCACACACACUGUAAGGUUUACCUGGACCACUCACACACAUAUGUUAUGUGUAGAUAGUUGUGUAAAUGUUGCCAAUAUUCCUAGUCAAAUGAAAAACAUUUUGUCAAUUUAACAAGUUUGUAAACCAUUUAUGUAAAGAUCUAUCACUAGAGGGCAGUGUUACUGUUUUUCAGAUUUACAAAGCAAAUGUGGAACAUAACUACAUGUACAAGGAAUUCUUAAACUGAAGUUUAUAAUAACAUGCCAUGAACCAAUACACUUAAUUAUUUUAUUUAAUAACUGAAUUAAUAAAUAAUAUUGAUUAAAGAUCAUCUGAAAAAUGGGA